AUGGGGGGAAGGGGGUUGUUUUGUGGUGAAGGGAUUGGAAUAAGGGGCAUAAUGGUAAUUACGUUGGGAGUGACUGUGACUCUUAUUAGAUUUGGGGUGCUUGUGGAGGGUAAGUUGUUCUCUAAACAGAAGAUUUUGGAAGCCGAAAGACAAUUAAACCAACUUAGAAGGCCUGCAGUUAAAACCAUUCAGAGUGAAGAUGGUGAUAUCAUUGAUUGCAUUGACAUCUACAAGCAGCCAGCUUUUGAUCAUCCUGCUCUCAGAAACCACACCAUCCAGAUGGCACCAACAUAUGACACAACCAAGGAGACAAAGACAAUGGAAAAAAUGGACAGAUGGAAGAAGAGGAAUGAAGAAAAAUCUCCCAUUACAGUGAAGCAAAGAUGGCACAAAAGUGGAAGCUGUCCUCAGGGGACAAUCCCGGUCCGAAGAAUCCAGAAAAAGGAGCUUCUGAGAGCCAGCUCGGUUAAGGACUAUGGAAGAAAGAAGCACAGUUCUACCUUGUCUCGUCAUGUUCCACAGUUAAGUGACAACAAAACUGUGUACCUUCAACGAGCAAACCACUCGAAGGCAAUAUUGUUUACAGAAGGGUAUAGAUAUAAUGGAGCCAAAGGAGACAUCAAAGUUUAUAACCCAUCUGUCGAGCUUGAUGAUGAAUACAGUACUUCUCAAGUUUGUCUCAUAAAUGGUGCUUAUUAUGACUUUGAGAGUGUUGAAUCUGGAUGGGCGGUAAAUCCCAGCAUAUACGGGGACAGACAGACUCGAUUUUUCGUGUAUUGGACUGUUGAUGGCUCACAGAAAACUGGUUGCUUUGAUCUCACUUGUCCUGGAUUUGUUCAGACUAGCCAUGAAAUUGCUCUUGGUGCAGCAAUCCAUCCAAUCUCUGUUCCUCAUGGGCUUCCAUAUCAAAUAAUUGUCUACAUCUACAAGGAUCCAGUAACAAGCAACUGGUGGGUGCAAUAUGGGGAGAAAAUUAACAUCGGUUACUGGCCGCCGGAGCUGUUUGUUUUAUUAAGCUACCAUGCAACGAGUGUUGAAUGGGGAGGUGAAGUUUAUAGCUCAAGAGUGGGAACUACGCCUCACACAAGAACAGAUAUGGGCAGUGGACACUUUGCUGAGUCAUCAGUUUGGGGGACUUCAGGCGUCAAUAAAAAGAAUUCGAGUACAUGA
Prunus armeniaca (apricot) is the source of this 1170-nucleotide messenger RNA. The record is from the annotation of a GenBank genome assembly. NCBI's taxonomy places the organism in Eukaryota, Viridiplantae, Streptophyta, Magnoliopsida, Rosales, Rosaceae.